CAAACAGCGACUGAUCCAGUGGCGUCUUUACGUCUGACGUCAUAUAACCUAGUUUUCUUUCCAGCAACUGGUCAUAUAGUGCUCUAUACACGGGCUGUGUGUGGUUAUGUAAUCAGUUUCAAGCACAAAUCGAAGUGAACAAAACAGCAUGGCAAGUGGAGAAGACUUGUCAGAAUAUUUUACAGGUACACAUGAAGUAGAAGAAUGUCUUGAUUGUGAAGGUGAGGCAGAUCCACCUCUAUCCAGCAAAGUGUGUAAGAAAUCUCAUGAAGGUUUUAUAGUAGCAGAUAAGUUCACCAUUGAACAUUUACCUGUUGGUUACCAAGACAACGACCUGUAUGACCUAGUUAACGCUAUGGCUGGUCUGACGGUACAGAUUAAGGUCAAGUACACAAGCGCAGACAGACCAGAACUUAUACCUGGCACUGAGGAUCUCUAUCCUUGCUCCAAGUACAAAGGGGAGAAGAGAGUCAUGUUCUAUGUGACGGGGAGGGUGUGGAUGGUCCGGAAGUACAUGGAGGGGAUGGACGGCUACAGGACAUCCCCGUGUGCCUCUGUUGGACACACGUGUACAGCCGGCCAAGACUUGUGGCUCGUGGAUGUCAUGACGUCAAGACACGUGGUCUUUGAUGCCAUUGAGGCCAGGAACUCCACCUGUAGGUUGUGGUACGACAACGGUCAAAGUCCAAAGGUCAAUAUCGACGGUUGGAAAGUAGGUGUGUCAAACACAGACCAAGAUAUAUGUGUGCUGCAUUGUGUGACACACGACCCUGAUGUGGCUCAAAAGCUGUCGAAGACAAGACAACUGUUUGUUCGCUAAUGUAAAAAGGUGAAAGAAAAGUUCGAAAGUCGUAGAGAUGUGGACAAGCUGACCAUCAUAGUGGCACAUCCUCAUGGCGGACCUAAGAAGAUCUCAAUCGGUCACUGGGUACACAGGCAGGAGGUGGGGGAUGGCACGACCGGGAAAAAAGCUGAUGAUACAAGUCAACAUUACAAGUACACAAAAUCUGUACACGGUUGGUGUACACGAUACACGUACACCACAUCUACCUGUCCAGGUAGCAGCGGGGCGCUAGUAUACAGACUGGGGUGUACAGAUAGGUCUGACCACCCCCACAGUGGGGCGCUAGUGUACAGACUGGCGUGUACAGAUAGGUCUGACCACCCCCACAGUGGGGCGCUAGUGUACAGACUGGCGUGUACAGAUAGGUCUGACCACCCCCACAGUGGGGCGCUAGUGUACAGACUGGCGUGUACAGAUAGGUCUGACCACCCCCACAGUGGGGCGCUAGUGUACAGACUGGCGUGUACAGAUAGGUCUGACCACCCCCACAGUGGGGCGCUAGUGUACAGACUGGCGUGUACAGAUAGGUCUGACCACCCCCACAGUGGGGCGCUAGUGUACAGACUGGCGUGUACAGAUAGGUCUGACCACCCCCACAGUGGGGCGCUAGUGUACAGACUGGCGUGUACAGAUAGGUCUGACCACCCCCACAGUGGGACAUCCAGCCGCCUUCAAUUAAAUUAUAGCGGUUAUAGGUUCGAAGGUCAGGGGGCUGGCAAAUAAUACACGUCUCUAGCAGAUAGAUAAUAAGUUAUGAAUGACAAGUACCAGUAGAUGGAAAUCAUGUUAUCAAAACACUUCACAAACAGAUAGAUAAGUUAUCAGCCAAAUAAAAAUCUUAGAGAAAUAGAAGCCUAAUGUAACAGUUUGUUUUGGACCCCAGAAUCUCGUGUUACAACAGGAUCCAU
Physella acuta is the source of this 1752-nucleotide messenger RNA. RefSeq lists its product as uncharacterized. The record is from RefSeq and is a predicted model, not a curated record. NCBI's taxonomy places the organism in Eukaryota, Metazoa, Mollusca, Gastropoda, Physidae.